Messenger RNA from Ambispora gerdemannii, 1605 nucleotides. Lineage: Eukaryota; Fungi; Glomeromycota; Glomeromycetes; Archaeosporales; Ambisporaceae. The record is from the annotation of a GenBank genome assembly.
AUGGAAAAAAAAGGAAUAACUCAAUUACCACUGGAAACUCUGUGCGAGAUCGUUGUAAAUCUACAGGGUGAUAGUCGUACGUUAUUCUCUUGUCUACGAGUGAGCAGAGCUUGGUGUCGUCAAGUGGUUUCAGUACUGUGGAGUUGUCCGUUGAGAUUUGGAUGCGUACGAGAAAAUUCUAGCGGACGCUUUAUCGAAUCAUUACUCGCUUGUCUUGACAUAAGUGAAUGUGAAGAGUUACGGCAAGCUGGCAUAAAAUUGGGAAAACGACGAAAGCCAUUCUUUGAAUAUGUAAACUGGAUACGAGAAUUUGAUUUUCGAUCGUUAGACAUUAAAGUUUCUGAUUGGUAUUAUGAUGAUUAUUUACCCACUGAGAGAAUCGCAACAUCAAAUAUAGUUAAUGAUCAACGAAUAGCUGCUGUUACUACGAUUUUGUCAAAGUUGAUUUUUAGUCGUUCAGCAGUGUUGACAAGUUUUUGGCUGACGAAACGAGAUGCAUCAAUCAGUACUCAGAGUCUACCUGAUUUCACCACAUUUAAUGGAGCCGCAGCUGCAUUACGAAGACUUGAGCGUGUUUAUAUUCAAGUGAACUUUGAUGAAUUUGAUGAACAAGAUGCCGAACACGUUUCGUAUUUAUUAUCAGCAAUGAAAAUUGAAUGUCGGAAUAUUCAGACGUUAGAAGUGGGUUUUCAGGGUUGUUCGGUCAGUUUCGAAAGACAAGUUGCUGAUCUAAUAAAACUUCAAAAAGGACUUCGACAUGUUGCAUUCGAUGAUAUUUCUUCGAUGCAGAUGUCCGCCAUAUCAGCACUUGCAAAUCAAGCAAACACAUUAUCUAGUCUUGAAUUUAGGAAUAGUAAUCUUUCUGGAAUGUCACUUGAUAAAAUAUCAAACUGUUUAAAUAUGGACACUUUAGUAUUCGAUGAAUGCGAUGAAUUUCCUGACGACUUUUGGAUUCCAUUUUUACGUAAUCCAUUUCGUCUACAGAAAAUUCAUUUUCGUGAUAACCUUUCUUACGGGAACGAACAUCAUUUAAUCUCGCUAAUACAAAAAGUUGGACCGCAUUUACGAGAACUACAACUGCUACAAACAUGUAUACAUCCGGAAUUAUUACACAAAGUCGCAACUUCUUGUCCGAACUUCACACAUUUAGACGUACUAGCCGACACAAAUGAUGGAAAGCUCACCAUCGCUUUACAACAUGUACUUUCACGGUGUGAUCAACUUUCCUAUUUUUCACUGCGAGUCGAAGAUGAGCACGCUAACUGCGACGAACUACUGUACGAUUUAUUGGAGGGUUUUCCUCCUUCAGUGCGUCAUGUAAAUCUAUAUAUGCCUAUGACACAAAAUGCGUUAUCCGACUUUUUACGCGAUUGCGGACAACCUUUACGAAAAAUCGGAUUACAUCAACCCAAAGGAAUACCGCACGAAAAUAUUCAACUUUUGGUGGAUUAUGCUUCGAGUGAGCAGGCGUCCAGGGAUUUGGUUAUUGGGAUAGAUGACUAUUCGUUGUUGAACUGUGAUGCGGAGUUAUUGAGCAAACUUAGGGCAUUAUGUAAAUUUGAUCAUAUUCGUUAUUGUAAUGCGAAUCAUAUUCCAAGUUUUUAG